UCUCGGUGGCCUGAUAACCUUCCACCGUCGUACUCCGCGUAUAUAACAGUCAGGAUCGAUCGUCAGGGAGAGACGUUGUGGUGUACAGUUGGCGCUGUUCUGAACUUCGUUUACGAGAGGGAGGAGUUGCAGCGUUGGUCAUCGCCCGUGUUCUUCCUCUCGUGUCCGCUAUGAUGGCGCCAAGGGGGCGGAUGGUGAGGGCGCUCGCCUUGCUCGCGACCGCCGCAGUCUUGUGUCACUUCUCCUCCGUUGCCAAUGCUGGACCUCUCGAGAUUACUUUGGUGCAGAAGCAGGGGGUGGAACAGAACUUCGCCGGAUUCGUGAGGAGGGCGUACCAGGUAACGGCUGCCGGAGAUUGGGCCCCGGGAGCUCGGGAGAGCGCGAGAGUGAGCGUUGCUAGGCCAGCUUGCAAUGUGACUGUUGCCAAGACAGGACCUGCGAAUUACAGGACUGUGCAGGCGGCAAUUAAUGGGAUUCCCGGCAAUAGGGGAACCAAAUUGUGGAUCAUUUGCGUGAAGGCGGGAGUGUACAAGGAGAAGGUGCGCGUGCCUUCAACAGCGACUUACGUGCAGAUGUGGGGAUGGUCUUUGGACCCGAAUAAGGUGGAAAUCACGUGGGGUGACACCGCAGGAACUCGUGGUCCUGGUGGCAGUCCUUUGGGCACGUACAACUCGUACACGUUCGCUGUUGAGGCUGAUUACUUCAGCGCUUACUACAUGAUGAUCAGGAACACGGCACCGAGACCGGCCGAUGGAGCUGUAGGAGGGCAGGCAGUUGCGGCGAGGCUCACGGCGAACUAUGUGUCUUUCUUCCGCUGUCACUUCACAGGGUACCAGGAUACUCUGUACUGCCACCAGGGUAUUCACUACUUCAAGAAUUGCUACGUAAGAGGAUCAGUUGAUUUCAUCUUCGGCAACGGUACGGUGCUUUUCCUCAAGUGUCAGUUGUAUGCCGACGUGGUGACCAAGGGAUACCUCACGGCGCAGAACCAGGCAAAGCCCUCAGAGGGAACCGGCUUCGUGAUCCGUGAAGGUGCGAUAUCAGGGACCGGUCUCGUAUACCUUGGCAGAGCUUGGGGCCUUGCGUCCAGGGUUGUGUUCGCCAAGGUGUUCAUGUCCAAGAUCAUUGCCCCUGUCGGAUGGGAUAACUGGGGAAAGCCCACGGAUGCCAUCUUCUACGGAGAGUACAAGUGCUACGGUUCAGGAGCCGAGGAGGGAAGACGCGCCAGCUGGGCGUUUCAGCUCACUGAUGCACAGGCUAGGCCGUUCAUGUCGUCGAACUGGAUCAAGGCUCGCACUUGGAUGCCAGCUGCGGGUAUCAUUCCUGCUGCUCUUCCUUAAGUUUUGAGUUGUAGUGUCCUUGUCCUUCGACAGUCUCCGCAAUUGUGCUCGUAUCCGACUCCAUAGACGUAGUCGUCGGCGGUGGAAAGAAUCGAGAAAGAAAUUGUGUUUUUUUUUUUUGUGUGUGUGUGUGUGUGUGAGAGAGAGAGAGAGAGAGAGAGAGAGAGAGAGAGGGAGGGAGGAUUUGGAUUGUCAUUUGUACUUUUCGGAAAGAUAAAUAAGGUCGGAGCUCAAGAUGAACGUUAGUCUGGUUAGUAUCUCUGAUGGGAGACUGGCUUAUUUCAGACCGUGUAACUCACUGUACUGUACAAGGCAUUUAGUGAUGGCGGCUUAAAGAGCAGAUUGAGGUGCUGGUCGCAGUCACAUGUGGUAUUUUCUCUCUCUGCGCUUCCGAGGCUGUGUUGAAAUAGCUGAGUGUGCACGGACUCGAGGAAUCUGGCUUGACGGGUAGGAUCAAGUAGAGAGGAGACCGUUUUGCGUGCAAGGAAUGCUCUCAGGGAUGUAGGCGGGAGACUUGAUUGGUAGGAUGGAGUGAAAAGGAGAUUGCUUUGCGUGCGAGGAUUGUUCUUAGAGAGGUAGGCGAAGAAAGAAGUGAGUUGUUUUUACGGUUAGGCUUUUGUCAGCAGUCGUUCUUAAGCAUUUGUGACGUUACUUUUUAUAUCAAUGAAGGGCGGAUCGGUCUCUGAGCUUGUUGUUGUUGAAACGAGUUUUUAACUUAUCAGCACCGCUUUUGUUUUGGUUCUAAAUCAAUCGAGUACGUCAUUUCCGUGUUGUUUUCGUCCCUAGCCUUCGGCUUGAAUAUUUCUUCGUUGUCAUUGUCGUUCUCAUACUCUUCCUUUUGUCCGUGUCUGACCAUCCACUUGUAGGUACUUCGUUCUCGUGAUCGAUGUCUGUACCUGUGUUUUCCCGUAGGAUGGCUCACUUUGAUUGCCCACGUGAUUUUGCCACCCGGCGACAAUAGUUCUGUUGCCCAAUUGCAUUUCCACGUCAACCGGAGCUUCAUGACUAGUACGCGGAAAUAUUUUUUCAUAAGCGUUGUGGUGAAUUCGUGUUCUCUUACGGGCCGUUGAGAGCCGCUAUUUGGUGUUGGAGUCGGUAAUGAACGUCCGUUCGUCGGAUGGAUUUCAUCUUCGGUAAAUUAUUUUUGCUGUACGCAUGAGGUAGGUUUGUCGAGCGCUUCCACUCAGGUUGUUUUGGCUAUAAUAAAACAAAAAAAAGAGGUUCGUCGAGCGUUUGAUAUCACUUGAUCCGCGAGUGCCCAAUUGGCGACUUGUUAUUAAUUGUUUUUUGUCUCUUUGUUAUGGUUUCUUUUUUUUCUCUUUUUUUUUACUUCGCUAUAGUUUCUAACUAGCUGCUCAAGACAGAAUGUCGGCAAGUGAGUACGAGUUGCCUCCCGGCCCCGAGUAUUUGGAUAUCGGCGAAAGUGCGAGUCGCGGUAAAACGGUAAGUUAUGUAAGGACAAGCUAUCGUCUGUAGCCCGCUGCUAGGAAGAAUACAAAAUCUGAUGUGUCAUUCUCUGUGCGGGAGUGCUCCCUUGAAAUGUGCGUGUGAUGGUUGAUGAGCGGUUUGAUUGGGAACGAUUGUCCGAUUAAUCGAUGAAAGAUUCGCAAAAUAAUGAAACCUGCUAAGAGCAUUUCGUUAAACGCGGUUGUUUUCUAUGAGGCUGGGGUUGGUUGGAAGCCAGUCCUGUGGCUUUGUGGGGAAAGUGGAAGGCAGUCCGUGGGUAUGUGAGGAAAGUUUUAAGUAAUGUGCUUAGUGUACUUGAUAUUGACGGGCAUACUCGCAGCAGGACUCUACUGGUGAUUUAUGGACGUGAUUGAGGUCAGAUGCCUCGAGGUCCGGUCGUAAAUGGGGUUUCAUGUAUUUUGAGCUGGAGCUAGCGUGGUCACAAUUUCAUGAGCUCUACGUCGAGUUAUGUGCAAGGUGUGCAUGCAUGUAUAGCUUGCGGAAUGACGAACGCGGCGUGACAUGCACGAUUGAUGUGGAAGUUUCUUGUGAA
Messenger RNA from Chara braunii, 3339 nucleotides. Lineage: Eukaryota; Viridiplantae; Streptophyta; Charophyceae; Charales; Characeae. The record is from the annotation of a GenBank genome assembly.